UGCGCGCAGGCGGCCGUUCAGAGCGGAUGUGGUUGCGGUUGAGGUCAGUUCCGGCGGGUGACGGUGCGGACGGGUCAGGAGCGUAGAGGCGGCGGCAAAAUGGCGGCGCCUGAGGAGCGGGAUCUCACCCAGGAGCAGACAGAGAAGCUGCUGCAGUUUCAGGAUCUGACUGGCAUAGAAUCUAUGGAUCAGUGUCGCCAUACCUUGGAACAGCAUAACUGGAACAUAGAGGCUGCUGUGCAGGACAGAUUGAAUGAGCAAGAGGGUGUACCGAGUGUUUUCAACCCACCUCCAUCCCGACCCCUGCAGGUUAAUACUGCUGACCACAGGAUCUACAGCUAUGUUGUCUCAAGACCACAACCAAGGGGGCUGCUUGGAUGGGGUUAUUACUUGAUAAUGCUUCCAUUCCGGUUUACCUAUUACACGAUACUUGAUAUAUUUAGGUUUGCUCUUCGUUUUAUACGGCCUGACCCUCGCAGCCGGGUCACUGACCCCGUUGGGGACAUUGUUUCAUUUAUGCACUCUUUUGAAGAGAAAUAUGGGAGGGCACACCCUGUCUUCUACCAGGGAACGUACAGCCAGGCUCUUAAUGAUGCCAAGCGGGAGCUUCGAUUUCUCUUGGUUUAUCUUCAUGGAGACGAUCACCAGGACUCGGACGAGUUUUGUCGCAAUACGCUCUGUGCACCUGAGGUUAUUUCACUAGUAAAUACUCGGAUGCUGUUCUGGGCAUGUUCUACAAACAAGCCAGAGGGAUACCGAGUCUCACAGGCUUUACGAGAGAACACCUAUCCGUUCUUGGCCAUGAUAAUGCUGAAGGAUCGGAGGAUGACAGUGGUGGGCCGGCUGGAAGGCCUCCUCCAACCUGAUGACCUCAUUAACCAGCUGACGUUUAUCAUGGAUGCAAACCAGACUUACCUGGUGUCAGAACGCCUCGAAAGAGAAGAAAGAAACCAGACUCAGGUGCUGAGACAACAGCAGGAUGAGGCUUACCUUGCCUCUCUCAGGGCCGACCAGGAGAAAGAAAGAAAGAAGCGGGAGGAGCGGGAGCGAAAGCGGCGGAAGGAGGAGGAGGUGCAUCAGCAGAAGCUGGCGGAGGAGCGGCGACGGCAGAAUCUACAGGAGGAAAAGGAAAGGAAGUUGGAGUGCCUGCCCCCAGAGCCUUCCCCUGAUGACCCCGAGAGUGUCAAGAUCGUCUUCAAGUUGCCCAAUGAUUCUCGAGUAGAGCGACGAUUCCACUUUUCACAGUCUCUGACAGUAAUCCAUGACUUCUUAUUCUCCUUGAAGGAAAGCCCUGAAAAGUUCCAGAUCGAAGCCAAUUUUCCCAGGCGGGUGCUGCCCUGUGUCCCUUCAGAGGAGUGGCCCAAUCCCCCUACGCUGCAGGAGGCUGGACUGAGCCACACAGAAGUUCUCUUUGUUCAGGACCUAACAGACGAAUGACCCUUUUUCUUUCUCUCCCCUCCUACCCUAAUCCCGAAAAGAAAUUGAAAAAACACAGAAAACAAAAAAAACAAGAGAGAAAUUCAUAUUAUAAUUAUUAUAAUACAAUAUUUUUUUUAAAAGACUGCUGCAUCCUGAAGAAGGAUCAGAAACCAUGCUGCCUGCAGAGUCGCAACCCGUGUGCGUGAGGUUAGCAGGGAACGGACCCACUCAGCAAGCCCCCCCACAGCCUCUGCACACGCACCUUCCGGCACACGGAGACGUGUCACCUUCAACCCAUCCAUCGUUCUAGCUGGGGAAGGGCUCAUCCCCACCAGUUCUCAUUCAUUCUUGCUUUGAUAGAAAAUAAAAGUGAAAAACCUUCAUCAGCCAGUGACUGCAGCGUCUCCUAGGACUCGCUUCUCCCACCUCUGGAGAGAGGAAACGGAAAGCCCAGAGCUGAGAUGUUCCUUGGACUGCCCAAGUUUCUGAGUCGCUUCAUGGUUUCUGUUGCUUUGUAAUGACCAAAGGAAGGAGGCUGACAGGUGUAUUUCCUUUUCCUCGACUUUAUUUCAUAAAGCGCCGAUUCUUAAGCCUAUGAGUUCAUGCCCUGGGCUCCUUAGCCCACAAUAGCAUAAUAAAGGCACCCGGGCGAGUUUGUGCUUA
Messenger RNA from Carlito syrichta (Philippine tarsier), 2082 nucleotides. It is a transcript of the gene FAF2, whose product is annotated as Fas associated factor family member 2. NCBI's taxonomy places the organism in Eukaryota, Metazoa, Chordata, Mammalia, Primates, Tarsiidae. Gene Ontology annotation, molecular function: ubiquitin binding. The record is from RefSeq and is a predicted model, not a curated record. The coding region runs from base 100 to 1437 and encodes 445 amino acids. Gene Ontology annotation, cellular component: endoplasmic reticulum. The transcript is spliced from 11 exons.